Messenger RNA from Scleropages formosus (Asian bonytongue), 2621 nucleotides. It is a transcript of the gene sgo1, whose product is annotated as shugoshin 1. The coding region runs from base 95 to 2017 and encodes 640 amino acids. The record is from RefSeq and is a predicted model, not a curated record. The transcript is spliced from 10 exons. Gene Ontology annotation, cellular component: chromosome, centromeric region; nucleus. Lineage: Eukaryota; Metazoa; Chordata; Actinopteri; Osteoglossiformes; Osteoglossidae. Gene Ontology annotation, biological process: meiotic chromosome segregation.
GAAGUGCCGUGUGGGAUCGGCUGAACUGCGACAAUUACGGUUUGGAGAUUCUGUCCAUUUUCUAUAAACAACAGGUUGAGGCCUCCUAGUCAGGAUGGUGAGGAGGGUCCAGAAGAAGUCCUUCCAGCAGAGUCUGGAGGACAUCAAGGACAGGAUGAAGGAGAAGAGGAAUAAACAGCUCUCCAGCGCCUGUGCGGCCAACAGGGGCAUGUCCAAGAUGAAGAACAAAGUCACUAACAGCAACAAAACGUUCAUUCUGAAAAAUGUCCAGGUGAACAACAAGGCUUUGGCCCUGGCGCUCCAGGCAGAGAAAGAAAAAGUGAAACAGGCCCAGAUGGUCAUUCUUCAGAUGAAGAAGGAGCAGCAUGUCUUGAUGCUCCACCUCCUGAUGCUGAAGAGGAAGCUGAAGGAACAUGAAUCCCUGGCGAGCACACGUAAUUUGGAACCAGAGUUAAUCUCUGCAAAUCCGACCUUUCCUGUCUCAGUCUGUUCCCCUAUCAGGAUCACACCAGACUCUGAGGCUGUCAGUAGCAAUAGUGAAGCAUGUUUGGAGAAAGGAUUAAUAGACCAUCCUCACAAAGAUGUAUCUCCUGUUUCACGGAGUCUCUGUGGCAGUUCUGAAGACAAUCAGGCCAUGUUGCCGAGGACAGUGACGUCUCGGCGACAGCGGGGGGAGAGCAGAAGGAGGUCUUCACGAAGGCACUCUCUGUGCAAGAGAACUAUCUGUUCCACGCCAAAGUCUUCUGAACGACAGGAAGAGGAGAGUACGCAGGUGGAUGAGAAGCUGGAGGCCCCACCGAAGGCCCCAGUUUUGGAAGCUUUGCCUGUGGAGCUGGCAGCUCCUGAGCAGUCGAUCUCCAUGGUCCAGGACAGGGGUGCUUCCAAAGAGCAACUGCAGAAGAAGAGGUCUGCGGAAAUCAAGUCCAAGCCAGAGAGAGGCCGCAAGCCAGAUCGGGCACCACUGCGGAGGCCAUGGGAGAGCAGCAGGUCCAGGGCCAGGUCUAAGAGUCGGGACCGGUCCAAAGCCAGACCGAACCCAGUACCGUGCGAUAAACUGAACACUUCCCUGGGCUCCAAUGACACAUUUGACUUUGACUGCGAGGAGAGCAUCCAUGUGACGCCCUUCAGGGUGGGGAGCAGGGUUAUGGAGACGAGCACUCCGGAGGCACUGCUGGAGGGCAGGGCAUUGGAGAAGGACGAGGCAAAAGACCCUGCUGCACCGCAGGACUUGUCUGACACAGCAUCCAGCCCAGCUGAGGAUCAGGAUGACAGUCUGUAUGUGCCCUGCAGGAGGUCCAAGCGCAUCAGUAGUGCAGGAGGUGAAAGAAGACACAGCCCACCAUGCAGAGCCAGGUCCAAAAGAAGAAUGCUCCUGGAGGCCAGACAGAAACUUGAAAAGGAGAAUGUAUUACCAAAAAGACCUGUGGCCCAGGAAAGUACGAAUCGAAUGACGUCCAUGUCUGUGAGCCUGGACAUGAAAACCAUUUCUGGGUUUGCUGUCACCGGUGAAGCCAUUCCUGGGUUUGCUGCCACUGCAGACUCGAGGAAAACUCCAGAUUGCCAGUGCAAAGCCCAGGAGGUCAAGUCCCCCCCAGCUCCUGUAGGAGUGGAGAACAUGGAAGAUCUGGUACCUGCUGUUAUGGAUGUCGAGGUGGCGCUUUUUGAUAACCGCAGCCCUCUCCGUGUGCUUGCUGAUCAGAGGAAAAACUCUGUGGACCUCAAGAACUGCACCCCACAGAUCACAGAACAAAAGCACAAAAAAUCCUUCAGAGAGUUCUCGGCCGGCCGGUCCCGCUUCUCUGGCACAGAGCACACCCUCGCAUCUGACCGUAAACGUCGCUGCAUCAUCUCAGUGGACUACAAAGAGCCCACACUCAACAGGAAACUGCGCCGCGGAGACAAGUUCACAGACACCAAAUUUCUGCGUUCGCCAGUUUUCAAGCAGAAAUCGAGGAGGUCGAUGAACAAGAAACCAAGCCUGGAAAGAUAUAACGAGUCAUUUGUGGGUUGUCGCUAAGCAAAUUUACUUCUAAAUGUGAAUUGAGAACCAGUUCUUAUUAUUUGGCCUGUGAAGCCCAGUAUUCAUCAGCUUCAAUUUUUAAGUGAUCUUGUUGCUGCCCUGGUCGUCUGUAGACCGAAGCACAUUACUGUCCUACUGCAGCUCCUACCUGUAGGAGUACGUUGGGUGCUAUGGGGUUCCUGUGCCACUUUGGAAACCUGCUUUACUCCAGUAGUAGUGUGAAAUUCUGUAGUGUUUGAUACUUGUCAAUAUUUAAAUGUUUUUAUCAUAGCAAUGAAGUAUCAUGUAAUUGUAAUGAGAUUGCAGAGAAGGGAAUUCCAUUCUUCCUCCAUGGCCUGUUUAAUAGUGAUAGAUUCUCCUUAGAUCUUACACACUAAAAUGCUACUUUACCAGAGGGGUAGUAUAUUUGACAUAAACAUACAUCUCCAUCAUCUUCUGUUACUGGUUUAACUGCUUGCAUAACUCACCUUGUACUGGAGGUGCUAGAAGAUUGUUGUAUAGAGUUCAGCUUUUGUGCCUUGUGUACAUUUAGCUACUGUUUUUUAAUUCCUGAUUUUAAGUGUGUAUUGAAAAUGGAGUAUUUUCAAUUAAAAUCUUGUAC